Molecule: messenger RNA, 6095 nt
Organism: Leucoraja erinaceus (little skate)
Lineage: Eukaryota; Metazoa; Chordata; Chondrichthyes; Rajiformes; Rajidae
Product: regulator of G-protein signaling 22-like
Exons: 21
Coding region: 2676-5927 (1083 amino acids)
Biological process (GO): regulation of signal transduction
Molecular function (GO): G-protein alpha-subunit binding
Source: RefSeq, a predicted model, not a curated record
CCAGAACUAGGGGUCACAGUUUAAGGAUAAGAGGGAAGUCUUUUAGGACUGAGAUGAGAAAAUAAUUUUUUACACAGAGAUUGGUGAAUCUGUGGAAUUCUCUGCCACAGAAGGUAGUUGAGGCCAGUUCAUUGGCUAUAUUUAAGAGGGAGUUAGAUGUGGCCCUUGUGGCUAAAGGGCUAAAUGGAGAGAAAGCAGGGAUGGGAUGCUGAGUUGGAUGAUCAGCCAUGAUCAUAUCGAAUGGCGGUGCAGGCUCGAAGGGCCGAAUGGCCUGCUCCUGCACCUAUUUUCUAUGUUUCUAUGAGAAGAAGGCAUAGCCCAAUGAUAAAGGUUGCCUUAAGAAGGCAGCUUCUAUGUAAAUGCUUUCAGUGGAGGGAGGGCUGUGCCUGUGAUGGGCUUGGCCGUCCAUCACUCUCUGCAGCCUUUUGCAUUCUUGUACAUUAGAAUUGUCAUACCAGCAGUUACUGACUUUCGUAGUAAAGCUGCGUACCUUGUACUCCAGUUCUUUCCUCAUCUAUUUCAGGUGCACUUGUUUUCCAAAGAGAAAAUGCCUCCUUAAAUGUAUCUUAACAUUGAAAGGUAUUACUUACACUUGCUUUCAUUGAAGUUGAUUUGCCUAUUAUUUGACCAUUCUGCAAAUGUACUAAUAUCUUGCAGUCAUUCAUUACCCUCUGCAUUAAUUAAACCAACUUCCUCCCCCCAAAAAAAAUGAUGUGUCGCUGAAAGUUUUUGUACUGCAAUUUGGAUUUCCAUGCUAAUUAUGCAACACAUCUACUGGACCUAUUAUGAUCCUUUUUGUUCAUUUUGUGGUCUGACCAUUGUUAUGAAGUCACUAUUACAUAAAGCUGUUUGAGACUCCAACAUGCAACUCCAUUACCCCAUGUACGGUUUAUUACUAUUUCCAUAAUCUCAUUCAAUUUCCUUUUUGAUAUCUCUGUUCACUGAUUGGCUCUAGCCUGAGUGGGAGGAAAGUUAGAAGUGAGUCAGAGGGGGAAAACAGUUGAAAAGAGAGGCAUAGCACAGGCAGACUUUACUCAGAGCUCCCGUGGAUUUUGAAGCAACAGCAACAAAGAGAAGCAGGAGAAAGCACUAAUUGGCUCUAGCCCGAGUGGAACGAGAGUUAGAAGUGAGUCAGAGGGGGUAAACAGUUUAAAACUGAGGAAUUUGGUUUGUAAAUUGGCAAAUUAGGCAAUCUAUCAGUCAAUGUAAGCAGGAUGCCUCUUAGGGAGCGGCAGUGAGAAAAGUGCAAGUCUUUGGCGAGGAGUCUGAGGAGACGAGGCUAUGCAAAACGCUGGAGAGGCAGAGAUGAAAGAAGGAGAUGUCAAGCAAGCUGAUUCAGCGUGAUGCUUGCAGUAUGUGGGAGGUCAAGGGCAUCGCUGGUGCCUCUGGCUGCUACAAAUGUGAGAAGUGCAUCCAGGUACAGCUCCUGAAGGACCGUGUUGGGGAACUGGAGAAACAAGUGGAUUACCUCAGGUUCGUCCCAGAAACGGAGUGGAAUAGGGACAUGUCAAUGGCUUGGGGAGGGAGCAUUGAAAGUUCAGAUUAGGUCCAUGGCUUCAGGUUAAGACAGUUUGAGGUUGACACAUGCAACCAAAUUGAAAUUGACCACAUUAUCAAUACAAUGAGGAUAUAAUUGUCUUGAGUAAUGUUGCUCUUUCCCGUUUUUCUUUUUCUUGCUACCUUAUGUCAAUUGUCAAUUGAGCAUGAUUUACAAUUGAAACAAUUUGCUACUCCUUUGUUUGCAACAUAGUUCCUCUCUUUUGCUUACACAUAUUUAAUAGAGUCAUGCAGCAUGGAGCAGGCGCUUCAGCUCAACGUCCAAUUUGCGUUCAUCCUAUUCUCUUUAGACGUAUCCCUCGUGUUUCAGAAUUGUUAAGCAAAUGACCAACAAAAGCAUAAUGUAUCAAGCCUAAAGAAUGCAUAAAAUGCUGGAAUAGCUCAACGCCCCUGGCAGCAUCUCUGGAGCGAAGGCACGGGUGACGUUUCCAAGCCUAAAUCUGAUUCACUAGGGUUGAAAGAAAUGUCAAAAUGUAAAGGUUGUUUUUGUUUAGUUUCACCCUUUCUCCUCUCCCUCAACAGCAACGUCUUAGCUCGCGUAUUUGGGAUGUGAUUUGCUGCUUUGUGACGUUUGACUGUUUGCUGAUGUUCUCGGAGGAAGCGAAAGCAACAUUGGAAAUAUCAGCAGAGAUGACCGAGGAUGUUUUCCAGAACUGACCCAUGGUCUCAAUAACGGGACAGAAUGUAGUCGCCGCUGGCAGUAGCAAAGGCUAAAGUUUGCUACUGUCUUAACUAUUUGUCCGGUCCAAUGUGCGUUAAAGUUGUUAAGUUAUUUGAGCAGGUUGGGGAAAUGUGGUGUCCAAGUUAAAGACGGGGAUUACGCCAGCAUUGUUUGUUUAGUUCGUGGUUAAAGUUUUUGUGUCUACCUCCAUAGCAACCCAAGUCGACACACAACUGCUGCUCUCAUUGGGCAACUCCAUCAUCACCGAUGUUCCCAGCUCUGAGUUGUUCUUUUUGCUGAAAAUUACAUGUAGUUAGUUCCUGCCACCAACCUUCCAAAGGAAGAAUUGAAAGCUGAAAUCGCCCGUCUCCUAGUUCCUUGUUUUUGUUCUGGGGGGAGAAAAACACACGGCCAAGGGUGAACUUGUGUUAAUUUCGUCCUCUGCACGUCUUCGCUGAUGGAACCAGGAAACGUAUCAGACAAAUUGACAACAGAGCCUCCUGAUAUAAUCGUGGAUGAAUUUGAAAACUAUUUGUUAACUGAUAAUCUCCUGGUGGAUUAUUUCAAUAUGUUCCUUGAUCUGCUGCACUUUCCAAUGCCAAUGUGGUUCAACAAGGUUACAGAGACCUUUGAAAUUGUUGACAACGCGAAGAAAGAUCUGUUGAGACAGUUAAAAAGUAUGGUGCAUGCCCUUGAACCUGCUGACCCCAUCUACGAUGUAACAAUUCAAUCUCGAAGAAACUCUUCUCAACCAGAACAAAAAAUCGCAAAUUUGGAUGAAAAAUUUGAUGAUAAAUACAUUGUAAUGACCCUUGAUCCGGAGCAGGGUAUGGUAUGGAUAAAAAAUGAGAGGCUUCCAGCGUUCCUUCGGAGUGACUGCUACUUUGAUUACAGGCUAGCAAAGUUGCUGUCUCAAGUAAAAUGCGGGCCGAGACUUGGCAUGCAUCAGAUAGAUCCCAUGUAUCGCCCCUGGGCUGUGGAAAGAAAAGAAAGCCAAGUUGAAGAAAUGGAAACUGUGGAAAAAGAAGAAAAAAUCCAGGUUGAAGAUGGUUUUACAGACUUCAAAUAUUGGGAUGAAAGUCCCCUGAUAUCAGUGCAGCUUGAGAGCAGCAUGUCCAAAACGAUUACAGCAAGUGCUUCCGGCAGCCAGACUGAAGUGUCAGAGGCUUAUCCCACUGGAGUUUCAGAUGUUGAGAUCAAAGAUAAAUCCUUAGUGGAUGUAGUUUUGGAGGAAAUAGAACUUGAAAAAAGUCAUAUUACAUUAAGCAAAGUAAAGAUUAAAAGUGAAGAAAGUUGCACCAGCAGCUUUUCAAGACCCAGAAUUGUGGAUGACACCGUUUCUGAAUCUAUUCCUGAUAAGUAUUUGGACGCAACAGAGAUAGUUUCCUUUCAACGCACUCCAGAGACUGAAUUUCUACUUGUGAGCGAAGAGAAGCCAAAGGUCAAAGAAGAAAUUGCCCCACGUGGCAAAAUAACAGGCCGUAAAGAGCAGAUCACAACUGAUGAAGCAACAAGUCAGAGUAUUGAGGCCAACUUGCGCGAUGAAACAAAACAACAUUUGGAUGGGAAUGCACAACUAGACUCUAAUGUUUCUCAAGCUGCCCAAGAAAAUGUAGAGAAUUCACCUGCAGUGAAUAAUGUAAAGAGUCAAGGUUUAUCUAAAGGCUUGGGAAAUGGAAGUACAGUGUCCGAUUCUUCUAAUGAAGAGGAUGAUAUCAAAGGUUACUGCUACGUGAUGCCACAUCACAUUUAUAAUUUCGAGAGCAGAAAUGGCAUUGAAAGAUUCCAAGAGUUUCUUCAGGGAACGGCUGGUGAAAAGUACUGGUGGCUAUGGAUGGAUAUUGAACGACUAAAGGCGACCAAGGAUGGAAAAAAGAAGCAAAGCUAUCUGAACAAGAUACGGAGCCGCUACUUGUUCAGUGGAGGUGAAUACUCUAUGAACGUUGAGAUACGUGCAAGACUAGGCCUGUCAUUUAUCUCAGAGUGGACUGUGGAACAAUUGUGCACAAUUCAGUCAGAUAUAGUGGCACCUCUGCUUCUCUAUUGGGGACCACGGUAUUGUAUUAACCAAGGAUAUUCAAUAAGACAUGCUGGAAUUAUACUGAAAGAUUGGCAAGACCGUCAGCUGAGACCUAAAUCUGAUGUCGGCCCAUUUCCUAUCACACCCUUAGAUCAAAUCCAGAUAGUUUGCCUUCCUAAGGAGAAAUGCCCAUCUAAGAAUCACAACCUUCAUCCAUCCCAAAGAAAAAUUCCAAUAAAAAGACAAUCUCCAAGGAAGAGUUGCCCUCAGAAUUCAGUCGACACCCCUCGCAUUGACCAAGAGGAAAAGGAACAUUUUCUCCCUUCAAAUUGUGAUACUUUGACCCAAAGCCCAAAAUCUAUGCAACCUUUUGAAGAUCUGGGAUUGCGUGAAGCAAAGGACCUCCGCAAUUUAAAGAUGUUAAUGCAGAUCACAAAAUAUCAUGAGGCGCUGUGUGACCACAAAAUAGAUGACCUGCUGCACGCCCUACACAAUGAAAGCAGAACUGGAUUCUACUUCACUAAUUUCUGUAAAGAAACAGGAAACGAGCUAUGGAUUAAUGGUGUGGACUUGUGGUUUGAGCUGAAGGAAUAUCAGACACUUUUUUAUGCGGAUAUCUUCCAACCAUUUAAGCUCAAGAGACAAGCGCAAUUCAUUUUUGCUACAUACACAGUUGAAGGGGCCCCUGCAGAUGUCAAAAUAGAUAUUGAAAAUAGGAAAAGCAUCUAUAAUAAACUGGAGCCGCCGUUUGAAGAACUGUUUGAUCAGUUAGAAGAACACAUACUCAUCUUGCUUUUGGUUCCUUGGAUGAAAAUGCUUGAUAUGGACAACACAAAAUAUGAAAAGGUGGAGUUGAUAGAUGAGGUUCGACAUUUAGAUUCAAUAUAUAUCAAAAAACUUCGGGAACUGCAAAGGAAAGUUUUCCCCCACAAGGAUUUUCCUACUCCAAUCCCAUCAGCCAUUCUGCAAACUGCAGGUGAUCUGAAAAACACACCCAAUUGGAAAUUGGUUCCUCUGGAAUUUCGUGAUUACACAUUCGAAGGUCUUUUACGGAAUCGCAUGCAACUUGAACACUUCCAGGAAUUCCUUAAAGAUAAUUUAGCGGGCAUGGAUCUCAAGUGCUGGUUGGACGUUGAGGCAUAUAGAAAUAUCUAUUCGGGAGAAAAGAAAAUGCGAAAUGAAAUGUCCAAAGACAUUAUCAAAAAAUAUCUGAAUCAUAAGUAUUUCUUUGGACCCACAAGCCCAGCCACAAAGGCACAACAGGAAGAGGUGGUGGUGUUGGCUGGAGGACGGGACAAGCUGCUGCAUGACCUGUUGUCUUUGGUGGUUGGAACUGAGAUGCAAAAUUAUGCAAAAGCACGUUUGGAAAGAAAAUGGCUGCCCAAGUUCCUGGCUUCAAAAGAGUUCGCUGAGAGGCACCACAAACGGGUACAAAUGGAAGAUGUGGUGGAAGACCAAAUGUUACAGAAAAGUAGGAAGAAGCGGGAAUUAAUGAAGCACAUAACAAGCAAAUGGGCCACCUCUUCGAAAGAAAUCAUUGCAUUCCGUAAAGCAUUGUUAAAUCCAGUAACAGUUCAGCAGUUCCAGAGGUUUGUGUCACCGAAGGGAAAUUUAAUGGAGAAUAAUGUGGUGUUUUGGCUCGAGGUUCAAAAGUACAAGGUAAAUAAUACACAAGAUAAUAGCAUCUGAUUAAAAUGAUUAAGCAAUAAUAACUACUGUACUUUCAAAUGUCUGAUAUUUAUCUUGAAUCAGUGAAAAUAUUAUUUUAUAAAUAAUUCUUUGAGGUCUGGGAGUUACUGGUAAGAGCAGCAUUUAUGCCCAUCUGUACGUUUUCCUUGGUCAGCCUCUUUCUUGGUU